GCACAUACAUACAUACAUACAUACCCUCAUACAUCUAAGCAUCACAUUGUGUUAGGAAGAGGUAGGGUAGAGUAGGGUGGUAUGUAUAUCAAGGGGUGGUAAGAGGCAUGCAGGUAGGUACCUAAGGUAUGUACCUCACUGACAUCUACCUAACCCAUAAGCUUGCCUACAUCCAUCAACCAGCAUGCCUAUCUAUGACCAACACCACCCCAACUUUCUUUUUUGUAACCGCCUUUUUCCCUUCCCUCCCCUUUAGGCCUCGAUUGGGCUGUCAUUGAUUAUCAUGAUCGCGAGGCAUUUUCGGCCGGUUCCGUCGCCUAAACGGGCUGGCUUCCCCCUUCUGUUGGUGCUCUCUACCAUGCUCGUAGAAGCUAUCGCAAGGUAGAUUUGGGGGGUUUUAAGCCUCAAGAGGAAGGGUGGGAGAAAGCCAGGACACCCAGCAGGGGUUAUGGGAUGCUACAGUGUUGUAUUGCCGCUGCUGCUAUUGCUGUCGCUACGCUCUGUUACUGGUGCUGCUUCAUCGUCGGCUUCGUUGGCACUAUCUCAUCCCAUCUCAUCUCAUCUCGCGACUCUCGCCCUCGCUCUCGGCCACCCCAUCCAAAUACACACAUAUGCACUUAUCUCUCUCUCCUUUUCUCUCCCUCUCCCUCUUUCCCCCUCCCCCCUCUCUCACCGUCUCUGCAUGUGUGUAUGUGUGUGUAUGUGUGUGU
This is a messenger RNA of Durotheca rogersii, 710 nucleotides long. RefSeq lists its product as uncharacterized. The transcript has a single exon. The annotation marks the transcript as partial. NCBI's taxonomy places the organism in Eukaryota, Fungi, Ascomycota, Sordariomycetes, Xylariales, Xylariaceae. The record is from RefSeq and is a predicted model, not a curated record.